AUGGUCGUUGCAGUGGGGUGGAAAAUUCCCGAGUUGGUUAGUGUGUUCGGCAAGCGAAAAUUUACUUGUGAAGAUGUACCUUCGUUUUUCUCUUUGUUUUUUUUUCCUUCGCAUUAUCGUUUCGUCUGUCGUGUACUUGCCUUCUCUCCUCUGCAUUUGGUUCACCUUUAUUCUCUGGUUAUAAACGAUACCAUUUCCUACAGUUUUGUAUAUUCUGUGUUCCCUUACUUCUUUUCGCUUUUUUUUUUUGAUUUAUAUCUCGUAGGGAUUCCUGCUGUGGCGAUGAGCGGUGUCAGCAGCAGCGAGUGGAAGGACAUGAAGGGCGUGACGUUGCGCCCUGCGACGAUGUCUUAUCUAACGGAAUGCGCAGGGUUUCGAUAUAUGGCACCUGUUCAGGCACGCACCAUUCCACUGCUUUUGGGUAACUACGAUGUUGUGGUUGAAGCCAUUACUGGAAGCGGGAAAACUUUGGCUUAUUUGAUCCCAUGCUUAGAAAUGCUGCAGUACGAUCGUGUGGUGGAAGUGUGCAAGGAUCGCAAGGACGCGGUUGUUUCCGUUAUAGUGCUUCCUUCCCGUGAGCUUGCUCAGCAAGUGCACCAACUGGCUAAAAAGAUGUUGCACUAUGUAUCGUACGACUACCUAGGUGGCAAAAAUGGGUUGCCUAAAUACUCAUGCCAGUGCUACAUUGGUGGUCGUGACAUUAAGUUGGAUGUUGACAUGUUUAGUAGGACCGGUGGUAAUGUUUUAAUUGGGACACCAGGAAGGCUUUAUGAGUUGUUGGUCUCCUCAAAGCACUCAGGCCUUUUCAACCUUACGUCUUUUGAGCUCCUCAUAUUGGAUGAGGCCGAUAGGUUGCUUGAAUUUGGCUUCAAGGCAAAACUUGACGCAAUACUCAAGCGGCUCCCGAAGCAGCGGCGUACUGGGCUCUUUAGCGCCACGCAAACAAAGGAAUUAGCGGAGUUGGCUCGCGCAGGCAUGCGGAACCCCGUGUCUGUUGCUGUGCGUGUGAACUCGCUUAAUUCGGCAAUGACGAAUGCAGCGAAACCACAAAUCCCAGAGUUGCUGUCAAACUACUACACAUUUACGAGGGCAUCGGAGAAACUUGAUCGUCUACUGGAGUUCCUCAGCAAGCGGCGAGAGCAGAAGGUGAUUGUGUACGUGAUGACCUGCGCCAGCGUGGACUGGCUUUAUGCGUGCCUUGUUGGCAUUCUGCUGAAGGACGAUGCUGACAAUGUUUUUGCUCUUCAUGGGCAGAUGAAACUGGAGAAGCGGCAGCGUGUUCACCGCGCCGUCACAAAGCGAAAUCGUUGCGUUCUCGUGUGUACAGAUGUGGCGGCGCGCGGUUUAGACAUUCCGGAGGUUGGCGUAGUUGUGCAGUACGACCCGCCAGUUGACCCCGCUACGUUCAUCCAUCGUAUCGGACGCACAGCCCGAAUGGGACGCCAGGGUGAAACUCUCGUGUUUCUUAUGCCUCACGAGUUGGAGUAUGUUGCGUUCAUGAAGCUGCAGAAUGUUUCAUUACUCCCAUACAAUGAGGAAAAGGAUGACAUCGGUGAGGCUCAGAAGGUAGUUGAGGAAAUGAAUGUUAGGCGUACGCUCACAAGUUCACUGCAGGAGAAAAGAAAGUCCCUCCACAGGGCCCAGAAGGAGCAACGAAUGAGUCGCAAGGAGCGCCGCGCAAUGCUUCAGGAGGAGCGAAAUGCGAAAAGUGCAACUACGCGGCGGACGAGGAAGGAAGUGCAUGGAGAUUUGUGCGAGAGCCCGGCCAUUCUCGAACUUCGGAGGGCCGUUCGACAGCAGGAAAACAAAAAGAUAUUGGACCUUGCGGCGCGCGCCUUUGUCUCGUUUAUUCGUGCCUACAAGGAACACGAGUGUAGGUAUAUAUUCCAACUCCAGUUGAUCGACCUCACUGACCUCACACAUAGUUUUGCCCUCUUCAAAGUUCCGAACUGUGGAGAAAUCAAGCACAUGCGCAUUCUAAAAAUUCCGCUUCAGGAAGAACUCACGGAUAUCAUGGAGAUCAUAAAUCAGCAAACUCGUGAGAAGCGAGAACGUGAGACACAGGAACGGGAGGAAAAGAGACGACGUGUAGAGGGUGACGAAGACGAACAUGGUGAAGCUUCCGCUAAGCGACACCGUACAGAGCGCAACGAGAAGCUGGAGGCUCUCAAAUUAGCGAAAAUGUCCCGUGGGGAGCGCAGUCGUACGAUGAAGCAAGUGGAGAUUGAUGAACUUCUAAAGGACAGCUACUACGUAAAGAAGGAACGCAGAGGUGAGGUCAGUGGUCGUACCGUCGAUGCCAUCAUGGGUGUAGAUGCUAUUGAAAAUGCACUGAUGAGUUCUCGGGAACGGCAAGAGGCAAAGCGGGUUCGCCGGGCAGUGAAAUGA
Messenger RNA from Trypanosoma brucei brucei TREU927, 2388 nucleotides. RefSeq names its product ATP-dependent DEAD/H RNA helicase, putative. Gene Ontology annotation, molecular function: nucleic acid binding; ATP binding. The record is from RefSeq and is a predicted model, not a curated record. NCBI's taxonomy places the organism in Eukaryota, Euglenozoa, Kinetoplastea, Trypanosomatida, Trypanosomatidae. The coding region runs from base 1 to 2388 and encodes 795 amino acids. Gene Ontology annotation, cellular component: nucleolus. The transcript has a single exon.